GGGAGGCUGAGGACGCGGCAGAAUUGUCCUUCGGCGGCCGCCAUAGUGCGAUUUAGCGCGUUGCUAUAGAGACGAAUUGGGCUGGCCAGAAUAAGCCGGCGAGGGUGAGGUCGACUGUGACCAAGGAGUGAUCGCGGAGGUGGUAAUAGGUUAAAUCCUGGAGGGGCUGCUCCGAGCGCAGAACGGAAACCGAGAUUUCUCCCGAGACCUGGGCAGCGGACGUCUCCCCCCGAGGAGAAACCAUUAUUAUGGCAAUCAGAUUGCUGGGCCGGCGGGGAUUGCGGUCUGUGCUUCCGAGCAAGUCUCUCUCUUUGAGAACCUUGGCUGGGGAUAAUCGGUGCCACUUCUUCAUGAACGAACCCCCUUGUACUCCUACUGGAGAGAGUUUUCCAGGGACACAGCUUAGAAAAAUGCAGGCCUCAUGUGUCACCAACUGCUGACCCACCGCCUUGAUGACAGCACCCCUGUGCACCUUCCCAGUUCAGUUCCGGCAGCCCUCAAUCAGCGGCCUCUCACAGAUCACCAGAAGCCUGUACAUCAGCAAUGGUGUAGCUGCCAACAACAAGCUCUUGCUGUCCAGCAACCAGAUCACUUCAGUCAUCAAUGUCUCAGUAGAGGUGGUAAAUACCAUCUAUGAGGAUAUCCAGUAUACACAGGUGCCUGUGGCUGACGCACCCAUCUCCAAGCUCUAUGACUUCUUUGACCCCAUUGCCGACCACAUCCACAAUGUGGAAAUGAAGCAGGGCCGUACACUGCUACACUGUGCCGCUGGCGUGAGCCGCUCAGCCACUUUGUGCCUUGCCUACCUCAUGAAGUACCAUGCCAUGUCCCUGCUAGAUGCCCACACAUGGACCAAGUCAUGCCGGCCCAUCAUCCGACCCAAUGCUGGCUUUUGGGAGCAACUCAUCCAUUAUGAGUUCCAGCUGUUUGGCAAGAAUACUAUACACAUGGUCAGCUCCCCAGUGGGAAUGAUCCCUGACAUCUAUGAGAAGGAUGUCCGUUUAAUGAUUCCACUGUAAAUCAUCUCCUAGGCCCCUGCUUUGGGUCCAAGUACAGACCUAUUGUUGAUCCUAUAUCAGGAUCUGAACUUGAAGGAUCUUUGUUGAUACAGGAAUGUACUAGAUGAUACCUUUUAUAAGGGAAAAAAAAAGAAAGUGAUACCACAGCUUUCAACUUUGUAACCUAUAUCUUUAAAGAUUAAACUUGAUUGUUAGAGGUGAAGAUAAAUUUUCUACCCUAUGAGUGGCAGGCCAUGGCUGCUGGCCAGAGGGUGAAAUAAGGCAGGUGGUACACUGGAGAGAGACCAGAGCACCAGCGCCUGGAAUCCUGCUGCCCUUCGCUAGACUGAACAACUCAUAAAUGAGACUGCCACAAUCCUACUUUGUUCCUUCCAACCCAAAACCAGAGCCUUAAGCAUCAUGGCACCCCCUGAACUUUUUACAGUAAGUGCCAACCUACUGGAUAAGUGGCCUUCAAAUAGUGCUCUAGGAACCCUACAGGCCCCAAACAACCUACAUCCAUCAGUGGCCCUACUCUAGUUUUCUAAGAUCAAAUUUACACAGAAGAUAGUUUUCAAAUAAACAUUCCAAUAUUAUAAAAUUUUUAAAAUUUUUUUUUCUUGAGUGCUGUUGUAUGUGACAGCACUUAAGUAUCAGUCUUAAGGGUGCAUAGUCCCUUCUCUAGGACAUGUCAGGUCUCCAGAGUUUUCUAGCUUGAAAGGCUGUAUCUGCAAACCUGAACUUAGCCCUGACACCUACCCUCAAUGUGACCUAGGGCCUCUUAGAGCCUCAGUGUCCUCAUCUGUGAAGAUUCAGCAAUUCUAUAGUGCCAGGCCAGUCAUGGUCCAUGCUUAGCAUAAUGGACAUCUCUCACUAUGGAUGAUAUACUCACUCUUUGGACCUGCUGGUCCCAAGUCAAGGUAUUUCCUCUCAUAUGUGCAUAGUCCUGUAUUGUUUUCAAAGUGCUUUUCUAGAAAGUCACUCCAUAUAGGGGAGAAAAAGGGGUUUAGAUCCUACCUCAGAAGAGGCAUAGUCUUAUAAGCCUUUUCAAAGUUUUCAUCUGUUUAAACUAGGUGUGACCUAGGGGUCCUGAAGCAAGGGGUACAAUUCUGGCUUCCCCAGAAGGCUUUGUUUAGAAUUGCUAUGAAUUGUGAGAAUGACUAGCCAUGCUUGUCUCUUUAGUUAGAUGAACAAAACCUCCAGUGUAUGCUUGUACUAGAUAAAUUAGAACAAAACCAAUUAAUUUAAAUAUCAGCAGAUCUUAAAAACUACAUAAUGCGCCCACAACUGAUUUAUGGCUAGACUGCUUAACCAAAAAGAAACAUUCUGAAACCCAAAUAUCAAAUGAUUGACAUGGGAUUUGAUUUUAAAAAAGCUUGCGUGGGAACCUACAUAUUUCUUCCCAGGAAAAUCCUAUAUAUAAUCAGAGAGCUCAAUCCUGAAUACAUCACUAGUCUUUUUCUUCUCUGAGAGGUGAAGGGUGUCUGCACCUUGCCUUUCAGGGAUGUACACCUUUGUUUCUCCCCCACCCUUUUUUUUAAACUAGGGAUUGAACCCUGGGGUACUUAACCACUGAGCCACAUCCCCAGCCCCCUUUGGUUGGUUUGUUUAUUUUGAGACAGGGUCUUGCUAAGUUGCUUAGUUGCUGAAGCUGGUUUUGAACUUGAGAUCUUCCUGCCUCAGACUUGUGAACUAUAAGGAUUAUAGCACCUUUGUAAUCACUUUUUAAAAUCUUGUGCCUUUCUUUGGAUGCAUCCUGAAAUUCUUUUCAGUGGCCUAAAUCAGGUUCCUUACUGAGGCCAAGUUGAGGUCCUACUGCCCACUUGGAGGUAUUUUGAAAUCUCCGUCCUUGUCCCCAAUGCCAAUCCCAUAAUGAGGACACAGUUUUGAGAAAAGGAAAAAGAAGUUUUAUGGCUUUGCCAGCAAGAGAAACACAGGGGACUCAAGUCCAGAGCUGUGAUUGCUCAUCAUGGGGAAGUAGGUUUUUAAAGGGGUGAUUCAAAGGCUACAUUCCAGUGUUCUCUAUCUAGAGUGGUAAUUCACUUGCUAAUUUGGGAGGUUGUCAUUUCUUAGAUCUUUUGGUGCCAUCCCUAAAUCUGAAUUACUUCAUUCCUGUGGUAUGUGCUAAAGGACAGAUAACUCCUAGGAUGGGGGAAGAAAGGUAAUCCUGUUUCCCCUGAGAUUAUUGAGGAGAAGAUGUAGAGGAAGAGAAAGAAACAUGUCCAUUUUAAAAAUAAGUCACAGUGGCAAAAACGAAAAAAAAAAGCAUGAAGUGAAUCACUGUUACAGAGGGACCUUCUCAGACCCCUGUCCUCUGACAAAGGGAAGCCUCAUUAUUAGAAGUCUCCAGCAAGCUGGGCGUAGUGGCGGACAUCUAUAAUCCCAGUGGCUGGGGGGGCUGAGGCAGGAGGAUUGCAAGUUCAAAGCCAACCUCAGUAAAGCAAGGCAAUAAGCAACUAACUCAGUGAGACUUUGCCUCUAAAUAAAAUACAAAAUAGGGCUGGGGAUGUGGCUCAGUGGUCAAGUACCCUGAGUUCAAUCUCCAGUAUGCUCUCCUUCCCCACCAAAAAAGAAGAAAGAAAGAAGGCUCCAGUAUAUAAUAGACAUAGGGAACAGGGGUGGGGCAAUGGAAUGGGCUUAGCAAUACCAGAGCAUUCAGGGCUUCAAGUACCAAGCUGGGGAUUCUAUAACUUGUCCUGUCUGUAGGACAGAAGGCAGUUUUCACAGAGCAAACAUUUGCUAAGUGCUUGCUGUGGAUCAGAUUGUGCAGUACUUUGUCAGGGGGCAUACAGUAGUGUGGUUGACAAGAUCCUACCCGAAGCAGAAAGCUUCCAGACUAAUUCCCUGUGGCCCCUGAAAGGAAAGUGAGGAACGAGAGACUGGUAAGCAAGAAAUGAGAGACGGAGACUAGGCAGAGAGAGUUUACUUGUCAGAGCUGACAAAUAAAGGCCAUCUCUCUAUAGGAAAGAGAGGCAAAACAGGCUUGGGUUCUGAGAUUUUUAUAGGGCAGGUUCAGGUAUCAGCCAGGCUGGUCCUAAUGCAAUGGUUAAGAGUUGGGUUGGUAAGAGGGAGUGGUGAGGCUUUCUCAGAAAGAACCCUUGGCAGGAAAGUGAAACUCUUUACCUAAAAUAGGGCUGUCACUUAAUAUGGCCAUCCAGAUACUAAGCAAGGACCUUAUAGCCCCAAGUUAUGUCCUCACAUCCUCAGUCACUCACAAACUUGCCAACCUCAGAUGGCUGCAGUGAUCCCAUCCUCCUGGUGUUCAUGCCUUUGUGUGAGUCAACUGUGGGCAGCCUGUAUUAAACAGGUUUGACCUGUGCAAUAAGAUAUUAGGGAAUCUAAUGAGGACAAAGUGUGACCAUUGUGAUUGGAUUAAAAAGGACACUGUAGCUCCUUGCUCUCUUGAAUCACUCUGGUGGAAGAUAGCUACCAUACCAAGAGCCAUAGAGAGAGGCCCACAAGGCAAGGAACUGAGGCCCCCAGUUAACAGCCAUGUGAAUGACCCAUCUUGAAAGCAGAACCUCAGCCUUUGUCAAACCUUUGGAAGACUGCAACUUUGGCCAACAUUUUGACUGUAACUUCACGAAAUACUCUGAGCCAAAAUCCACCUCACUAAGCCACUCCCAAAUUCCUGACCUGCUGAAACUGGGAGAUAAUACAUAUUUUGUUGCCUUAAGCCAUUAUUCUUGGGAAUAAUUUUGAUUUUAAAAUCUUAAUUGGUUGUUUGAUUCUAGAAAAGUCUACCCUUCGUUCAAUGUUCAGGAGGCUGAAGCAGGAUACAAGUUCGAGCUCAGCCAGGGCAACUUGGUGAGACUCUGUUUCAAAAAAUGAAAAAAAAAAAGGGAGUUGGGUAUGUAGCUCAGUGGUAGGAUAUCCUCAGUAUUCAGCAAAACAAACAAUCAAAAAGUAAAAUAAGUAUUCUUAUGGAUGGAGCAGAAAGUCUUAUGAACAGAGAAAGACUAAAUAAAACAGAAACAAAGAACAAAAAGCUGAUUGGUAGCUGGGCACGGUGGUGCACACCUGUAAUCCCAGCAGCUCGGGAGACUGAGGCAGGAGGAUGGCGAGUUCAAAGCCAGCCUCGACAAUUUACUGAGACUCUAAGCAACUCAGUGAGACCCUGCCUCCAAAUAAAAUACAAAAAAAAGGGCUGGGAUGAGGCUCAGUGUUUGAGUGCCCCUUAGUUCAAUCCAUGGUACCAAAAAAGAAAAUAGCUGAUUAAUCAUGUCAAAGUCACUUUCUUUGUAAGAUGCUGGCAGGGAGAACAGAACACUAGAAGAAUAACUGGUUAAUAUCAGAUUACUUUAGGUUACUUUCUGUAGAAUUAAAAGAUUAAAGCUCAGAAACUUCAUUGUCAUGCCAGUUGAAACCAGCCUGUUGGGGAAUUUUGGUUGUUUUUCCUUAUCUCCUGAUUUCUGAUUAAGGUCAGAUAACAACCAGUUUCAGUUUAGUGAUGCAGAACGUGAGCAUAGGUGACUCCAUUUUAAUGUUUAGACUGGUGUAUUAGGCCCUACUGCAGAAUCUUAGUCCAAAAUAAUGGCCUCCUUUAAUGUUUUAAAAAAUUAUUAUCCUAAAUCAAUACAACUGUCCCCAGUGCUGUCUCUGUUAUCAUCUGCUCACCCGGACCACCACAACAGGUCUUCCCUAGUCUCCCUGACCCUUGGCUCAAGCUCCUAAUUUUUCCUCCACAUAGGGUCCAGAAGAAAUUGAAGAUUCUUUUUUUUUUUUUUUUCAAGAAAUAUAUACUGAGGACCAUGGCUCUUUUCUAUUUAAAACCUUCCAUGGCUCCCUGUGAAGUGGCCCUCAGUUAACUAUUUUGUAUUAUUUCCAGAAAGCAUUUGCAACUGAGCAGAAACAGUGAGAUGGUAGAAUUUCUGGCAUCCCUCGGAUUAUUUGGGGGGCAAAUAAGGGAGUAAGAAGAGUCCUCAUUUGCCCUAGCCUCCUAGAAUGACAAUCCAAGGGCCACCAGGGGAGGGCAGGAAGGGCACCCUGGCAGCUGGGACUGAGACAAGGCUUUGUUCCCAAGUUCACGAUGGCAGGAUGCCCAGAAAGGCCUCAGCUUCCCUGGCUUCCUCCAAGGCGGGGCCAGGGGGGGAGGCUGGGACAUCCACACCACUCUGCCCAGGCAGGAGCAUGCUCUUGGGGCUCUCAAUAUGCAAUGGAAGGCAAAGAGGUAGGAGAGAUGGCCCAAGGAGCUUUUUGGAGGAACUGGUAAGCAUCUGCCUUGAGUGAGUUUAAUUGAGGACCUGUUAUGUUUUUAGGCAUUAUUGCUAAGCCCUUUCUGAAGCUGAUUGGGGUUAGGUUUUACUGCUAUUGCCGCUUCACACAGAGACACAAGAAGGGAAGGUGCUUGCCUGUCACAUAGUUCCACAUUCCCAGCUCCAGGAUUUGAACCCAAGUCUGACUACAGAACUCCUUUACUAGUACAGUAGCCCCCAUCUCUUAUCUACAAUUUCACUUUCUAUUAUUUCUGUUAUUCACUGUAAAGAGAGCAGUCUGAAAAUAUUAAAUGGAAAAUUCCAGAAAUAAACAGUUUGUAAGUUUUAAA
Messenger RNA from Marmota monax (woodchuck), 6543 nucleotides. It is a transcript of the gene Dusp18, whose product is annotated as dual specificity phosphatase 18. Bases 453 to 1019 code for a protein of 188 amino acids. The record is from RefSeq and is a predicted model, not a curated record. Lineage: Eukaryota; Metazoa; Chordata; Mammalia; Rodentia; Sciuridae. Gene Ontology annotation, biological process: protein dephosphorylation. Gene Ontology annotation, molecular function: MAP kinase tyrosine/serine/threonine phosphatase activity. The transcript has 2 exons.